CAGCCGCCACUCAGCCGCGUCGCGUCGCGGUCGGAGUGCCCACACUCCCAUCCCAACUGUGGACUGCCACCGCCACCAGCGCCUGUCGCCACUCGCCACUCGCCAGUCGCCGGCCAGACACUAACAAGUAACACAGUGCUAGUGGCUGCUACGGAGGACACACGUCGGUAACGAGCGCGGGAAAGUACGUCGUGAUCGUAAACCGAGUGCUUUUUAUAAUUCAGUUGCCACUUGCCAGGUCGACGGACUGUCAACCAUGCAGAACUUUAUACGAUGCACAAUUCUCCUGUUCGCAGUAGGAGCAACAUGUGCAACACCAGCCUCGUCUCCGAGCGCUAAAAACCUGAUAGACAAGGACCCCACAACUCACCAACUGCUCUCGUCCCUCGGCCUCAAAAAGCUCGUGGUCCCGGCAGCGCACCAUAGGAAACGGCUCGCCGAGCAAGGAAGGAGGCACGCAACGGGUGACUCCAGGAUGUUUGUCAUCAAGCUCCCCCCGAACAUGAACUAUUACAGCCACAUAGAACCGUCACCAGCCGCUGCCAGAACCUUGCCCCUGCAGAUGACCAGCAAUGGAAAACCUGCUCGCGUUUAUCACUGGAAUCUCCCAGUUUUAAGUAAACUGGCAAAGAACCGGCCGCAAGCCAGGCUCAACGAUGACGUCAUCAACGUGGAGGGCACGCCAACAUGGACCAAAGGGCACCCAAACUCCAUAGAAGCCAUGGCGUAUUAUGUGCCAGCGAAGAAACCUUCAUUCAGGAAGUAUUACUCUGGCAAUGGCAAGCCGAAAUCUUUCUAUGUGUUAGAAAAAAACAAGAUGGCUGCGGAAUAUCACAAAUUACUGCCGUAAUUAUAGACUUCAUGCUGUUAAUACCGUACCUAAAUAAUAUCAGUGUAACAAUACAUUAUAUUUUAAAGCAAACAUAGCAAAAUAUAAAAGUGCGAAGUACGGAUGUUAUUGUAAAUUAUGUUUUAAUUUGAGGUUUCAUUUGUACCGCAAGCAAUAUUCAUUGAUACUUUAUAGACACAUCAGUUAUAUCAGCAAGAUUUUUUAAAUUAAACUUUAUAUUUACGAUUAUUAUUAUUAUUUAAUUAUGUUAACGUGUAUUGGUUUAAAUAACAAUAGCAUGUAUUUUUUAAACUGAGUGAGGCCGGAAGUAAUUGCUAUUUAUCCAAAUACUUAUUUGAUAUCGUUAUCCUGGACUAGGUGACUUUUAGUAAUAAAGGUCUUUGCUAAUUGUUGUUUGGUACCCGGCACAACUUAUGUAAAUAGUCACAACUUAAAUUAGGUGCUUUUAAUUGUUAAGAUUGCGAUACGAAUUUAACUAACGUUUUAACACUAAAACUCGACUCUACAUACGAUGUAGGUUAAGCUAACAUAGAAAGUACAUAAGUACCUUAAGUUGACACUUAGCAUUUACUUAAAUACUUAACCAUGCAUUUAUGAUUCUUAGAAAUAGAUUGAUGAGGCUAGAAAAACUAUUAACUCUUAUUAAUUCUGUAAUAGUAAUCAAGAAAUUAUUGAAAAAACUGUCGUAACUUUAUUAUUGGUUACUUCAAUUACUUUUAUUGGAAACUCAUUUUUAUAUUUUAAAUAUAAUAUAUAAUUUAACUUCCAUAACUUUUUUAUAUUCUAGGCAUGACUAUUAAUAAUAUAUAAUCAUGUAGGUACCUCUGUAUCAUACACAGGUAUUAUACUUGGUAAAUAAAUAAACUAAAGGUCUGAUAUGUAUUAUUCUAUUUAGUAAUUUAAUUUACAUGACAUAACAUGACUUUACAUGACUUAAUACAUGAAUAAGAGUUAUUUAACACCUAGAUCGCGUACAUUUUCAGUUUAUUUUUCUUAUAGUUUAAUCGAGCUUAUCAUUUAAUGUAAAAAAAUUCACGUUGUUUUAAUAUUUUAAUAGGUACUCGUCUUCUAUAAGAUUUAUAGUGUAAAAUAUAAAACGCACUUUUCUUUGAUAUAAGUACCUACAUAUUAUAUUUAUACUUAACUAUAUUUUGUACAACAUUUAA
Messenger RNA from Leptidea sinapis, 2016 nucleotides. RefSeq lists its product as uncharacterized. The transcript has 2 exons. The record is from RefSeq and is a predicted model, not a curated record. Lineage: Eukaryota; Metazoa; Arthropoda; Insecta; Lepidoptera; Pieridae. The coding region runs from base 257 to 850 and encodes 197 amino acids.